Molecule: messenger RNA, 404 nt
Organism: Cinclus cinclus
Lineage: Eukaryota; Metazoa; Chordata; Aves; Passeriformes; Cinclidae
Gene: PVALB
Product: parvalbumin
Exons: 4
Coding region: 72-404 (110 amino acids)
Cellular component (GO): cytoplasm; nucleus
Molecular function (GO): calcium ion binding
Source: RefSeq, a predicted model, not a curated record
AUGAGCAGAAAUGAUGAGAAAAGCACUUUUUAAUCUUUUCGCACUUGCUUCCCUGUUCAAACAGUUGCAGGAUGGCUAUGACUGACUUGCUCAGCGCUGAGGAUAUCAAGAAGGCUGUGGGAGCCUUUUCAGCGGCUGAAUCUUUUAACUACAAAAAGUUUUUCGAGAUGGUAGGAUUGAAAAAGAAGAGCCCAGAAGAUGUGAAGAAGGUUUUCCAUAUUCUUGAUAAAGAUCAGAGCGGCUUCAUUGAAGAGGAAGAAUUGAAGUUUGUCCUGAAGGGCUUUACCCCAGAAGGAAGAGACCUAUCAGACAAAGAAACGAAGGCUCUUCUGGCUGCUGGAGAUAAGGAUGGUGAUGGUAAAAUUGGCGCUGAUGAAUUUGCAACUAUGGUGGCUGAAUCAUAA